AUGAAUUAUUCAACUAUUCAAUUUGCUCGGGAAGAGUUAAGCAAAUAUGAAAAUGACUACCAGGAAAAGGCGGAAGAAAUUUUGGAUAAAGUGAGUGCAGUGCGUUUUUCCGGCAGUGAAAUCGUUUUGUAUGAGGAAAAGGAACGUUUGAUUGAAAAAUACCGAGCAAUACUGAGAAAGUUAGGCGAAGAAAAGGAAACCAUUUUGCGCCAAAUAGAAAAAAAAGUAAUGUUUGUAACCCCUCUGCGGCAAAAAGAUGUCAAGCAAGGUUAUUGUUAUUUUUGUGAUAUAAGCAUUGCGGCCGGUUUUCCUUAUAAACUAAAAUUUGAGGAACAGAAAACGUUAGAAAUUGAAGUAACUGAGGGAGCAGUAUUUUGUUCGCAAGAAUGUUUAUUGGGUUAUUGUCGGGAAUAUAAAAAUCGGGAAAAACUGUGCCAAGAAGAAGAAAAAAGAAAUAAAGAAAAAAUCGAAAAUGACCGAAAAAAAUUGACGGAAAUCCAAGAAAGAAUAACCGAAUUAACGGAAAAAAUAAACAGUUUAGAAAGGAAAGAAAGGGAACUAGAAUUAGUGCCAGAAAAUAAUCCGGUAGGGAAAGAAGAGGUUGGAUUCUUUCGUCGACUGGGGCAAAAAAUCGGUUUAGUUAAAAAGCCUAAUCCACUUUCUAAAAUAGAAAGAGUAAGGAAAUUAAAAGGUGAAGUAAGAGUUGAAUUGGAAAAAACUGGGGAAGAAUUUCAAAAAUGUUUGAUAAUUCUCUCGCUGGACGAACAAAAAGAACAAGAGAGGAAAAAAUUAGAAGAAAACGUCUUUCUCAAAAAAGAAAAAAUUGCUAGUAAAAAAGAACUAAAAACCGAUGAAGAAAACGAUAUUUGUCAAAAAUUAACGGAAAAUAAUUACUUGGCUAAGAUUCAUAAAGAGGAAAAAAGUAAAAAUAUUACUGUAGAAAUUAAAUACGCUAAGGAAGGCAGUCGCAUUCACCAAAUAAAAAAAAUUUCCAAACCUUCCCAACAUAUUCAUGUCCGAGCCACGGAAAUCAAAAAGAAUUGUCGCCAGCGGGGACUUUAUUUAAUUUCUACUUCCCAAGGAUUAUUAACUCAGCGGGAAGCGUUAGAAAAAAAACAAGGUAAAACCCUACAAGAAUAUUUAAAUUGGAAAUAUCCGACAAGGGAGGAGAGGGAACAGGUGAAAGAAGUUGAUAUUGAUAAAAUCAAUGAAAGUAAUGAUUUAACCAAACGACUAGACGGAGGCGAAGUAGAUUUAAGAGAGAAACCAAAAUUAACUAGAAUUUAUUGCCGCGAAAAUAAAAUAACUUCUAUUGAUAUGCCUAAUUGUCCUAAUUUAACUGAACUUGAUUGCUUCAAUAAUCAACUAACCACCCUUGAUUUGUCUGGUUUAGAGAAAAAUAUUGCAAUAGGUAAUAAAAUUUUGGAACAAGAAUACCAGCCCAAAGAAACCAAAGAACAAGGAACGCAAACUGAUUUAAAUAAUUUAGAAUUAGAACAACAAAAAACUAUCCAAGAAUUAGAGGAAAAAGUUAAAGAAUUAAUGAUUGAAAAAAAUAGAACAAGUGAAAAAUUAAUUAUUCCCCCCGAGAUAAAAAUUACCCAGGAGGAAAGAAAACUGCUUACGGCUUCCCCUAAUACCAGUUUGGCUGGCACUUAUAAUUCUUUAAUUACUAAUAUGAUAAAAGGAGUGGCAGAGGGAUUUCAAAAAACCUUGGAAGUAAAAGGAGUAGGUUAUAAAGUGGCAUUGAAGAAUAAUCAAUUGGAAUUUAAUUUAGGUAAGUCCCAUUUAAGUUAUGUUAACAUUCCGGACGAUUUAAAAGUUGCGGUCGAGGGUAAUAAAAUAAUUAUUAAAGGCCUUGAUAAGCAAAAAGUAAACCGAUUUGCUGCUAAUGAUAUUCGACCUUUACGCCAACCCAGCAUUUAUAAAAAAUCCAAAGGUAUUUAUUACUUAGGCGAGGAGGAAACUAUCAAAUUGCGAGCCAGUAAAUCUUUAAGUAAAAAUGAAUCCAAUCGUUAUUUACGAGUCCAAGCCAUUGACGACAAAAUAGGUCAUACUUUAAUUUAUUCCUCCACUGAGGAACUGACCGAAAAAAAUAAUUAUUCACGCAAAAAUAAAGACUACGCCCAAAAGUUAGCCGAAAUGUUUGCGGAUAAAUUAAAAAAAGAAAAUAAGGAGAAAAUCGUUUUUGACCGCAACGGUCGACCUUAUCACGAGGAAGAAAAGUAUUAUAAAAAUUUGGCAAGCGAGCAAAAAAAUGUCCUAAUAAAGGAAACAAACCAACCAAUUGGCGAAGUAAUUAAAGAAAUACCGAUAAUAACCGACCAGGAAAAAAAACCGACCGCGGAUAAUUUGGACCCCAAAACCAAUCGGAAAUUUAGAGAUAAAGAAAAAAGAAGUUUUUCUCGUUACCGCUUUCAAAAAGAAACCUUGCAAACUAAACGAGUAGUAAAAGUAACCAAAGGCGGGCGCCGAUUUAGUUUUACUAGUUUAGUCUUAAUAAAAGAUGAGGAAAAAAAAGGCGUAGCUUUUGCUCGGGCCGGUGGCAAAGAAGUAAUUUCGGCCCUACAAAAAGCUACCCGAAAAGCCGAAAAAAAAUUGCUAAAUUAUUUUCCGACUCCGUCUCGCACUAUUCCCUGUGAUAUAUUGGUCAGUUAUAAAGCUACCAAACUUUUUUUAAAACCGGCUCCGCCGGGUAAUGGUAUUAAAGCGGGUGGAAUACUUAGCAAGUUGUUUAAAUAUUUGGAAAUUAAAGAUGUCAGCAUCAAAAUAAUUGGUUCCCGCAAUAAAUUAAAUGUUAUUCGAGCCGCUUUUCUGGCUUUGGAUAAAUUAACUGUUUCCGUUGGAAAAAAGAAAAAAAUUGUUGGUCGGGGCAUUGGCUCCGGUCGCGGUAAGACUUGUGGCCGCGGGCAAAAAGGUCAACAUGCCCGUAAGAGUGGUCAUGUUCGUCCUGGUUUUGAAGGAGGUCAAACCCCUGUUUUUCGCCGUUUUCCCAAGCGUGGUUUCAAAACUCCUCAAUUGUCCUACCAAGUAGUUAAUUUAGCGAGGUUAGAAAAAGAUGAAAAAAUAAUUAACGGACAAACCAUAGACUUUUCCCACGACAAACAUCCGACUAAAAUACUAGGGGAGGGGAAAUUGACUAAACAAUUGACGGUCAAGGCCGCCGCUUUCUCCCACACUGCCCAAGCCAAAAUUACCCAAGUAGGUGGAGAAUGA
This is a messenger RNA of Entrophospora sp. SA101, 3216 nucleotides long. The record is from the annotation of a GenBank genome assembly. NCBI's taxonomy places the organism in Eukaryota, Fungi, Glomeromycota, Glomeromycetes, Entrophosporales, Entrophosporaceae.